UUACAGAUAUGAAUAUUAAACGUGUAAUAUCUUAUGCGAGAUUUAAAAAAAAACGUAUUUAAAAGCUAAGAAUUUAAAAUUCUGAAUGGAAGGUUGUUUGUUCAGCUUUCAACUAUCCGUAACUGGAACAAGAGUGUCCUUAGAGUCGGCUUACUAAUUACUAUGCCAACUUUCUGAAAGUCAGUCGAGUAGUCCAACUGGUGCACUCAUUGCUAUCGACACCCCUCAUGAGGAGUGGAUAAGUCCUACCGUGUUUGGACCAUUAUGUGAGUGGAUGUACUCCGGAACGAGCAUGUCACAUGUACGGGAUGUUUACUGCUCCGCUUGAUAUCCAUGUGACUACCACCAUCUCAUCUUCUGUUGACAGAUCGGAAGACAUAUAAAUGGUGUAAAGGAGAACAAAUAAAAAAAAAAUGGUGCAGUCCGGAGAAGAUCGGGUGCCUAAAUCGGAUAGCGACCCGACAUCACCUUAUCAUCACCAUCGACAUUACCAUCAUCACGUUUAUCAUCAUGCCGCCGGCAGAACCAGCAAAAUUCCAAUUCCGGUAUCUCCCACCACCAGGAUGACUUAUAAUAGGCCAAAUGCCACUCCGACUCUUUAUCUAGGAUACAGAAUGCCUAGACCUAGUAAAGUGGUUGGAUCUGGAUUAUCUACAGCAUCUCCUCCUCCUACGUCAGUACCUUAUCCUUUAGCACAACAGGCGCAACAAUAUUUAGAACAGAAUAUUAAAACUUGGAUGCAGCCAGCAGGAAAUCAGACGUUCUCCACCUAUAGCUUGAGUCCUAUUCGAGAACUACCAAGGUAUUCCUAUGGCCAUAUGUCCAACCCGACGAUGACCAUGACGGGCAUUACUCAGAAAGUGCUACAAGAACACAAUUUGGCCCAGAUGUAUCAAGCAGUUCAGGGUUUACCUCAUCAAGAAAUUCCCACCACGGCUACUUAUCUGCACGGCGUGUCUUCGAGAAAUCCCUUCCCUCAUUCAUUAUCAUUCAGUGGCUAUUCUCAUCAUUCUAUGAUUCAAAGUACUUCAUACAGUUCUCCCUGCACCACGGGUUACGCUCUCACGCAACCAUCGGCCGCUGCUUCGUUCUUUGCCAGGGCUGCCCAAAGACUCAACUUGUCUUCGAAGAAGAAAAGGCACGUUCAAGGUAUGGGUGAAGCUCAGUUUCGAACUAGGUUCCAUGAGAUUUUGCGUGUUUCUCCACCACCUGCACCUCCCGUUCUAUUACGUGUCGUGAACAAGAAGGAUACCGGAAUAGGAAAGGUUAAAGUUAUGCUUCGUUUAUGCCCGACUAGUGAAAGUAGCGAUAGUUUCUUAACCAUAGACAGUAGAAAGAAGCAGGUGACAGUCUACGAUCCGUUAAGUUGCGGCACUUCUACUCCUGUCGAGAGAAGAGCCGGAGUUUCUGCACCUAAAAUGUUUGCAUUCGAUGCAGUUUUCUCCCAAGACGAUACGCAGGCGGAGAUGUGCAGCAAUUCUCUGACGGAUGUGGUCCAGUCUGUUGUAAAUGGAAACGAUGGAUGUCUUUUCGUCUAUGGCUAUCCUAAGCUAGGUAAGACGUACACCAUGUUGGGAAGGAGCGAUUCCGUUCAGGAACUGGGAGUGAUUCCUUGCGCAAUAAGUUGGUUAUUUAAGUUAAUUAACGAGCAUAAACAAAAAACAGGAGCCAGAUUUUCGGUUCGUGUUUCUGCAGUGGAAGUUUCGGGAAGACAAGAGACUUUAAGAGAUCUUUUAUCGGAUUAUGUUGCAGGUGGAGAAGGGAAUUGCACUUCGCCAGGGGUGUACUUAAGAGAAGAUCCUAUAUUUGGCUCGCAGUUGAUGAACCAAAGUGAGUUGCGAGCUCCAAAUGCAGAAAAAGCGGCUUAUUUAUUGGAUGCAGCACUCUCCGCCAGAUCCACAGAGUGCGAAGAAGAGAGUAGAAACUCUCAUUUUUUGUUCACUUUGCAUGUGUACCAGUACAGAGUGGAGAAAGGAACAAAAGGAGGAGUGGUGGGAGGUCGAAGUCGUUUGCAUUUAUUGGACUUGGGAAGCUGCGAGAAACAGAGCAAAGGGAGAGAUGCCACUUCCGGAGCUUGUUUGUCUCUUUCUGCUCUUGGAAACGUUAUUUUAGCUUUAUUUAAUGGACAGAAACAUGUGCCUUACAAAGAUAGCAAGUUAACCCAGGUUUUAAGAGAAGUUCUCGGUAGCCUUACUUGCAGAGCGGCUAUGAUAGCCCAUGUGUCUGCAGUACCUCAACAUUAUGCAGAAACUUUGGCUACAAUCCAACUUGCAGCCAGAAUACAUCGAAUGAGAAGGAAAAAGCUCAAAUAUUUUAGUUCGAACACGGCCGAUAUAGAAGAGAGAGGUAUUCGAGUCCACGAAGAAGGUGUUCGUUCCGGUAGUAGCGAUCCAGAUUAUACGUCUAGCAGCGAGCAAUCUUGUGACACUGUUAUAUAUGUGGGUUCUGGUGGGGUUCCACUUAGUGAUCGAGAACUUACGGAUAACGAGGGACCACCCGCAGCUUUACCAAUCCUUCCGAAAACGAAUAAAACCGAUACAACAAUAAACAAACAGAACGAAAAUGCUAAAUUGGCAAAAGAUCGUAUCUUCGGACAAAGUGGAGUAGUUCUUCAAAACCCUCAUAACAUCAGAUUGAAUAAAGAAGAGAAAAAUCGCAGCGUUAAAUCGACUGACGACAAACACGUUCCUUUAGGCGGUGUCAUUAAUAUCGUUCAAAAACCAGCUACCGCUAUUCAGCUGCCGAAAAAGAUCCAUUUGAAACAUCAUCUUUGGACGACGUCCAAGCAAGAGAUUCAGGAAGGAAUCAAAGAGUUAAAAUGCCAAAGCGAUGAAAUGUGGAUCGACGGACCGAGAUUUACUAAACCGAAAUUCGAUACUCGAACGUUACACCAUUUACAAAAAGAACAGUGGGUAGACGGACCGGCCAUAUACGGUUAUAUGGACGACCAGAAACAAGAUAUGAUCCAAAAAUGGAUCGAAGAACAUUCCAGAAAUCCUCAGGAAAACGUACAAGAAGUAUGGGUUGAUUGUCCACCGACUGUCAAUCUCCUCAAUGGAAUUUUGGAAAAAUACGUACCAGAUACGUCCGUAGAACAACAGGAUUCGGUUGCUGUUAACUAUUUAGAUCAAGAGGAUGAGAUUUCUAGCGAAUCCGAAAGCGAAGCCAAUAAGAGAGAAUUUACUAAGCAUUUCGAUUUGCUCAGCGAAGAGAGCUGCGCCGGAAUCUGUAAUUCUCUGCAAAAUAUCAGCGCAAUUCCCGAAGUUCAUGAAAUCCAAAAUAAAAAUGCUUAUGGCGAUGACAACUCCAGCACUUCCGCCGAUGUCGAUGAUUUAGAUAACGACGACGACGACGACGACGACGAAGACGACGACAUUGACGAUAAUCAAUUAGUGGGAGAUCAGGUUCAAUACGAGGAACCCAUUUCUACUCAAGACUGUUGCCUGCAGGUGACAGAAGAUGACAUUUUAGCUUCUCUGUGGACGGUUAAAGAAGAGUUAAUGGGGGAUUUGGAGGUGGAGAGUUCGGACGGAAGCGAUCAUCCGCUGCAUAUAUUAAGUGAGGAAGAUCUUAAUUUAGCCUCUUCGUUUACAGACUCCUGUUCCGUCAGUGUCGAUUUAGAAACGGUUAGUGUUCCCGACGCUAGUCCUGGGGUGACGUGGGCUCUGUUACAAGGUCGACUCUUCCAGAAGACCGAUCAAACCAAUCAAGUGCACAAUCAUCUGUUAGCCGAGAAAUUAAAGGCCUUAGCUGAUUAUCGUGAAUAUCUAGACAUGGACGAGGGACCAUUAUGGACUACAUCCAAUCGGGUCAGUAAAACUUGUAGCCUUCCCGCCCACCUGGCCCAACUGGCAAUGUCUCAACUUCUGAGACAUUACGAUCCAGAUAUGAAUAGCAUAUGUAGCGAACCCGCUCAGUUGGAUGGCAAAAAGUUACCCUGGAGUAUCCAUAGCGGAAAUGGACUCAAGCUAAAUUCGUACUAUAAUAAACUUCAGAGAGUAUCGCUGUCCGUAGACCACGCCUUUCACGCAAAACCUACUCAGAUCGUGCCACCUCUGGUAUGCCUGGCCAGAGAUAAUAUUAAAAAAGAAGAGACGACGACGACGUACGAUGCACAGGAUGCAGCCAUCGGUAAACAAACAUCAAAAAUCAGCACGGUCAGGAAUUUAUCCGAAAGGGAAAACAAACCAAGACAAGAUAUUACGGUUCUCAGGCAACCAGAUGGUUCUUCCGAUCCUCAUCUAAACAAGCAUCAUUCUGCAACCAAUAUAAGUUCCGAAUUAAAGUCCGAAAGUAAAAAAAACGAACAGACUUUCGUCGAAGUGCCGGAAACGCCAAAAUCUAAACCGUCCAAGCUGUCAAAAUUCCUAGGGGUCAAAGGUCGUAAAGAGAAAAGUAGUAAGAAGAGAGCGUAUAGAAAUAACGAAGUGUGCAGAGGAAACUCAUCACCGGCUAGAGGUCAGGGAAGUGACAGUGAUACAAUAACCAGCGGAUAUCCAUCACCUUAUACUAAAUCCUGGGUAUUACGCAACUCCAGCAGUGGACACGGCAGCGAUAGCAGCCUGACAAGUACAGACAUUAGGGAGACCAAAGAAUUACUCGGGAAAUGUGGAAAAGUGCAGCAGUUCUCCGGAACUAGCAGCGGUUACGAAAGUAUGCCUCGAGACAGCGAAGGAACUCCACUUUCUUCUUCCAGUCAGGAGUCUGGAAGGGGGACUGGAAAGAAAGAUGGGAGGAAAACGGCAAAGAAAAAGUCUCAAGAUUCGAAUAAGCGUAAUCGAUCUGGAUCGUCGAGGCAUCUGACAUCAUCCACGGGCAUCAAUCAACAUCCUUGUUUAGUCGAACAACAACCGGGAGAACACGAUGCUCAGCACAAGUUAUGGGAUAAUAGAAAUGUAUGGAAGAACGAGGAAGACUCCUGUUGUGCAGGAUUCCUGUGUUGCAAGUUUCUAGAUUUCUAUUGACCCCGUAUCUCCACGGUUCUGUCCAAAACAAGUGCCAAGUUUUUCCAUUAUAAAACAAAGAUAAAAAAAACGUUAUACAUCUAGAAACUGUAGACAAUCAAGUCGUUUAUUUGUAUCAUCGAAGAUUAUUAUUCUUCGGAUUCCUAUGUAGAAUUUUUUAUGUAAAUAAUUCUCGUCGAAUUUUCUAAUAUUUAUUCCGUUGAUUUUUUUUUUACCAAGACAAAUGUAAAUUGUGAACUUUACUUCGACAAAAUGUGGCCUUCAUUCGAUUCAGCUUUCACAUUCCUGUAUAGAACUGUAUACAACGCGCGAAUAGUUUUAUAAGCAAAUUACCUUUUCCUCAUCAUCCAUUCUUUCCUUUUUAUUAUUAAUCUUCAAUUUAAGAAGAAAACACAAGAGUAAUAAUAAUAAAAUUAAACAUUCGAUUCUUCAUUUAUAGCACAAAUCGCUUCGAUUGUGCAAUAACUAUAACCACCACCAAGAAAAAAAAAAGGGGCAAAUCAAUUUUUAUCUAAAUUUUAUUUUCUCCAUUUGAUGGACUAUUAAAUCCAUUAUUUUAUGGAGGCAACUACAGAUCUUUAUAAACUAAUAAACUCAUUAAUCUUUAA
This is a messenger RNA of Centruroides sculpturatus (bark scorpion), 5572 nucleotides long. RefSeq lists its product as uncharacterized. Gene Ontology annotation, molecular function: microtubule binding; microtubule motor activity; ATP binding. NCBI's taxonomy places the organism in Eukaryota, Metazoa, Arthropoda, Arachnida, Scorpiones, Buthidae. Gene Ontology annotation, biological process: microtubule-based movement. The transcript is spliced from 14 exons. The record is from RefSeq and is a predicted model, not a curated record. Bases 414 to 4964 code for a protein of 1516 amino acids.